Messenger RNA from Drosophila ananassae, 595 nucleotides. RefSeq names its product transcription initiation factor TFIID subunit 10b (gene Taf10b). Gene Ontology annotation, cellular component: transcription factor TFIID complex; nucleus; SAGA complex. Gene Ontology annotation, biological process: transcription initiation at RNA polymerase II promoter. Bases 107 to 553 code for a protein of 148 amino acids. The transcript has a single exon. Gene Ontology annotation, molecular function: RNA polymerase II general transcription initiation factor activity; promoter-specific chromatin binding. NCBI's taxonomy places the organism in Eukaryota, Metazoa, Arthropoda, Insecta, Diptera, Drosophilidae. The record is from RefSeq and is a predicted model, not a curated record.
UGUAUAUUUUUAUUAACUUUUUACUAAAUGCUCGAGGCCUUUUGUAGCAAAUGUCAUCUCUAAGUGUGACCGUUUACAGCGAUUCUUCAAUUGUAAUUUUUUAACUAUGGUGGGCUCCAACUUUGGCAUAAUUUACCAUAAUUCCGGCUCCGGAGGCUCCGGACAAGUAAACCAAUCGUCACAUGCAGGCGGCGCUGGAGGAGAUCGGGAACGGACUGUUCCUGCCUCGCACCUGAGCGACUUUAUGUCCCAACUAGAGGACUACACCCCUUUGAUUCCAGACGCAGUGGCGGCACACUACCUAAACAUGGGAGGAUUUCAAGCGGACGACAAACGUAUUGUCAGGUUGAUCAGCAUUGCCGCACAGAAGUACAUGUCCGACAUAAUCGACGAUGCCUUGCAACAUUCCAAGGCCCGCACACACAUGCAGACUACUAACAUACCAGGAGGCUCAAAGGCCAAGGACCGCAAGUUCACGCUUACUAUGGAAGACCUGCAGCCUGCCCUAGCAGAUUACGGUAUCAAUGUUAGAAAAAUGGACUAUAGUCAAUAAAUAAGUUCACAUUUAUUAGUACUUUUCAUACCUAUUGUCAAA